AUGGUCAAAGAUAUAGCGCCUAAAGCGGGCUUGCCGGCUAAUUUCCUGUGGGGUUUCGCCACAGCUGCAUACCAGAUUGAAGGCGGAGCCACCGCCGAUGGUCGAGGGCCUUCAAUCUGGGAUACCUUUACCAAGAUCCCUGGCAAAAUUGCUGGUGGUGCCACGGGUGAUGUCGCUUGUGACUCCUACCACCGCACCGACCAAGACAUUGAACUGCUGAAGAAACUCGGCGCCAAAGUCUACCGAUUUUCCAUUUCGUGGUCUCGAGUAAUUCCACUUGGUGGCCGAAAUGAUCCCGUCAACGAAAAGGGUCUCCAGUACUAUGUCAAAUUCGUCGACGACUUGCUCGAUGCCGGUAUUGUGCCUUUUGUCACCUUGUUCCACUGGGAUUUGCCUGAUGAGCUCGACAAGCGAUACGGUGGUUUCUUGAACAAGGAGGAAUUUGUGGCGGAUUUUGCAAACUAUGCCAAGGUCAUGUUCACCGCACUGCCCAAGGUCAAGGAUUGGAUCACAUUCAAUGAGCCAUUUUGUUCUGCAGUCUUGGGAUACAAUGUCGGACAAUUCGCCCCAGGACACACUAGCGAUCGAACAAAGAGUGACAUUGGCGACGGCAGCACCGAACCCUGGAUUGUCGGGCAUCACAUUCUCAUUGCCCAUGGUCAGGCAGUCAAGGUCUACCGUGAAGAGUUCAAGGAGGCUGCCGGUGGCCAGAUUGGCAUCACUUUGAACGGUGACUGGACAGAACCGUGGGAUCCCAAUUCGGAGGCGGAUCGUGAGGCUUGUGACCGCAAGAUUGAGUUCGCCAUCUCAUGGUUUGCCGACCCGGUGUACUUUGGCCACUAUCCAGAGUCCAUGGUCAAGCAGCUAGGAGACCGAUUACCUAGCUUCACCGAGGAAGAAAGCCAACUGGUCAAGGGAUCCAACGACUUCUAUGGCAUGAACCACUACUGCGCCAAUUACAUCAAGCACAAGGACACGGAGGCUGAUCCUCUGGACACGGCGGGCAACCUUGACGUGCUCAUGGAGGACAAGUAUGGUAACAGCAUUGGACCCGAGACUCAGAGCGGUUGGUUGAGGCCUCACGCGCCCGGGUUCCGGAAGCUGCUGAACUGGCUCAACAAACGUUACGGCAGUCCCAUCUUUUACGUGACGGAAAAUGGAACCAGUCUCAAAGGCGAGAAUGACCUGCCCAUGGAAGAGAUUCUCGAGGAUGAUUUCCGAGUCGAGUAUUUCCGCAGCUACAUCACCUCCAUGGCCGAGGCUGUGGCCGAGGAUGGAAUUGACGUCCGAGGAUACAUGGCAUGGUCCUUGAUGGACAACUUUGAGUGGGCCGAAGGCUACGAGACGAGAUUCGGGGUGACUUAUGUCGACUACGAGAAUGGGCAGAAGAGAUACCCAAAGAAGAGUGCGCUGGAGAUCAAGAACAUUUUCGACCAGUAUAUUGGCAAGGUGUAG
This is a messenger RNA of Exophiala mesophila, 1455 nucleotides long. RefSeq lists its product as uncharacterized. The transcript is spliced from 4 exons. Bases 1 to 1455 code for a protein of 484 amino acids. The record is from RefSeq and is a predicted model, not a curated record. Gene Ontology annotation, biological process: carbohydrate metabolic process. NCBI's taxonomy places the organism in Eukaryota, Fungi, Ascomycota, Eurotiomycetes, Chaetothyriales, Herpotrichiellaceae. Gene Ontology annotation, molecular function: beta-glucosidase activity.